This is a messenger RNA of Effrenium voratum, 288 nucleotides long. NCBI's taxonomy places the organism in Eukaryota, Dinophyceae, Suessiales, Symbiodiniaceae. The record is from the annotation of a GenBank genome assembly.
AUGGCGGACCGGCGCGGGGCCUUCGUGGACCAAGCGGCCACCAGCCGACCGCCCGAAGAGAGGCUCGCGGAAGCGCCGCGGAUCGACCUGUCUGUGGACAGGCAGGAGGAGGAAGUGAAACAUGCGCGGCUAGAGGCUGGGGCAGGUAGAUCAGGUGGCUCGAGCAAUGGAGAGGAAAGCCCUGGUAGCAACAAACCCUUGCGUGUCACCACCGAGAUCAGCAGGACGCCAACGCGAUACCGAUCCCGGCAGGUCAAGCUUCGGGAGAUGGUCCUGGAGGCAGAGUGA